Pelmatolapia mariae (spotted tilapia) is the source of this 735-nucleotide messenger RNA. RefSeq lists its product as uncharacterized. The coding region runs from base 1 to 735 and encodes 244 amino acids. NCBI's taxonomy places the organism in Eukaryota, Metazoa, Chordata, Actinopteri, Cichliformes, Cichlidae. The transcript has 3 exons. The record is from RefSeq and is a predicted model, not a curated record.
AUGGUUAAGGCGAGAGAUUGCUAUUCUGUCUUUUACAUCAGUACAAAGGGAGGACUAAAUGCCAAAAAAGAGAAAAGUUUUUUAAAAAAUGACGCUUUAAAACAGUUCAAGUAUCUUUGUGUUUACGGGGAGAAGGGAAUAACUGCGGCUGAGGCUCUGAAAAGAGACAGUCGCUUCACCGAUGACCUGGGCGACUUUGAGCUGGUUAACAUCGACGACGAACGGAGCAGAUACGGAAAUAAAAAUGUAGCCAUCCCAGGGCAGCAGAAACCUCCACACGCAACAAAUAAUGCAAAGCGCAGCGGUGGAAUGACAUCAGUCUUAGAUGUUUACGAUCUACUUUGUCAGCAGUAUCCGUGUCUGAAACGAUGGAUGGAGAGUAGAUUCCCCAAAAAUUCUUUCCAGGAAGCACUGAAGUACAGGAAGGAGUGCUUUGGAAAGAGCCGACAGCCUUUUACUGAAAUUCGCAGUGUUAUGUUGCUGCUCGAACUGAGCGUGUCUGUUUACCAAGAAUCAGACAGGAACAACCUUAGAGCUAAGGUGUUCAUCAGCAACGAUAAGUUAGAUUAUGUCAUACUUAAGCUGGAAACAGAGAAAGUGCCGCCAGGGCUCCUUAAGAGAUUUGGACCUGUACCUUCAGACGGCGAGGCCUGUGUCGUCGGACACCCAGGAGGAGGAGUGAAAAAAAUGAGUCCUACGGGAAAGAGAGGCCAGAGCAUGCUAUUUUUGGACUGA